AUGCAGCAGCAGCAGCAGCAGCAGCAGCAGCAGCAGCAGAGGAAGCAGUGGCAGCAACGUCACCGACAGCAGCAGCAGCAGCAAACGCAGCAGCAGCAGCAGCAGCAGCAACAGCAGCAACAGCAGCAACAGCAGCAGCAGCAGCAGCAGCAAUAUAGAGAAGCCUCAAGAGUGAAGAUCGCCUGCCCCCAGCAGCAACAGCAGCAACAGCAGCAGCAGCAGCAGCGCCACUACCACCAGCACCCGCGACAACACAGUGGAGGGCCCCGCAUCAAAGCAGCAGCAGCACCUGCUGCUGCUGCUGUUGCUGCUGCUGCUGCUAGCAGCAGCAGCAGCAGAGGCUCUCUUUACAAGUCCUCCUCUCGCCGCCGACGCAGCAGCAGCAGCAGCAGCAGCAGCAGCAGCAGCAGCAGCAAGGAGAGGCCUCUGAAAGCAGGCAGCAGCAAAAGGGGAGGCCCCAGGGCCUCUAAGAGAGGGGGGGCCCCCGCAACCCCGUCGCCGGCAAAAUCGGGGGGCCCCCUCGGUGAAGGAGGAUCAGAGGUGUUGGGGGUGCCGCUGAAGGCGACCCCCACGGAGGUGUCUCAGCAGACACUGCAGGUCGAGUCUUCUCUCUUCUCCCGCAGCAGCAGCAGCAGCAGCAGCAGCAGCAGCAGCAGCAGCAGUAUGGCUCUCGAGGCUCUGCCAACGCCGAGGCCAACUCAGGGGCCCCCGGGGGGCCCCCGUCCCCGCCAGCCUGCUGCAGAUACACCCCGCGGUGGUUUGCUGCAGGGGGGCCCCCCCAAGGGGGCCCCCCAGGAACACCUUGGGGGGGGUCUGGGGGGCCCCCCGACCGCCUCAAAGAACCCACGCAGCAUGGGGGCCUCCCGCGGUGCUGCCCCUUGUCGUCGCUGCGGUGUAUGCACACAGGGGGGCCCCCCCACGGCUGCAGUGAGGGGCCCCCAGCAGCAGCAGCAGCAGCAGCAGCAGCAGCAGGAGAUGGAGAACAUAGACAGACAGCAUGCGGAACAGAUAAACACCUGCAGCAGCAGCAGCAACAGCAACAGCAGCAGCAGCAGCAGCAGCAGCGGGAGUCGUCAGCAAGGCCCCACUUAG
This is a messenger RNA of Eimeria mitis, 1092 nucleotides long. RefSeq lists its product as uncharacterized. Lineage: Eukaryota; Apicomplexa; Conoidasida; Eucoccidiorida; Eimeriidae. The transcript has 6 exons. The coding region runs from base 1 to 1092 and encodes 363 amino acids. The record is from RefSeq and is a predicted model, not a curated record.